Messenger RNA from Heterotrigona itama, 288 nucleotides. The record is from the annotation of a GenBank genome assembly. NCBI's taxonomy places the organism in Eukaryota, Metazoa, Arthropoda, Insecta, Hymenoptera, Apidae.
AUGGCUGCGAAACUGCUGAUAACGAACGACGCGACGGAUUUCAGAUGCGGUGGGAAAAGUUCGCCCAGCAUGGCUGUUGGCACGAGCGUAACGCCUGAGAAAACUGUCACGCUGAGCGACAACGCGAUUCCGGUGCACGACACCAUCAUGAGAAUUCUUCUUCCAAAUCUGUCCAUCAGAAUCAUCGAUAAACAAGGCCCGACGAGGCCGGAUCCCAUCACUAUGAUCACCGCUGUCGCCGGAUCGAUCACGCUGACUUUCGCCGACACUAGAAUCGACUGCAUGUAG